AUGUCUCAUAAAUCUACCGAUAGCUGCGAGACCAGCGCGAGCAUGGCAGACACCACGCCCAUCAAUUUAGCUUCCCUGUCUCGGUCAUCUUCGCCACACACAGAUCAUGCUGCUGAUGGCGUUGACCCACCAACUAUCCUGCAGUUUCCACGAUCUUCAGUGUCUGGUAUUCGUCACCGUCCUCGGUCCGGGACCUUCAAAACCGUUAUGGAUUUUAAAGAUUUCGAGGGCCAUCCGGUAUGGCAACCCGGAGCCGAACCGGGAAUUGACCCCUCAAAACCGGAUGGUGGGCAGGGAACAGUACCCAACCUCCAGGCUCGGUGUCACAUCACAAUUGUAGACUUUUCGCAAGAACAAUUGCAAGUGUCUAGAUUGGACAAUGACGAGCUUGUUGAAUUCAUCAAGGCACCACAACCUAGUUGGGCGCAAUGUCGUUGGAUCAAUGUUAACGGCUUGUCGUGGGAUGUGAUACAGGUGUUGGGCUCAUAUAAAGGCCUCGAUCCAUUAAACAUUGAAGAUACAAUGACUACGAGCAACCUUCCAAAGGUUGACUGGAGGCAUGAUCAAGCAUUUAUAACCCUUACAUGCCAAAAGUUGAUGCGUCGAAUAGAAGACGAUGGUAGUGACGAGAGUGACGAAGCCCGGAGUAUGGAAAGCUUUAACUCCGUGAAAAGCACCGUCAAAAAGGUUCGGCAAUGGUUCACAAGCGAGGAGACUGAACCACCUGUUACUCCCUCUGGGGUUGAAAAUGGGACAAGUCCAUCAACACAUCGUCACAGUGCUACACAUAGACGCCGCAACUUCCAAAAUGUCUCUGGACCAAACAGACUCCACACGUUACAAGGUUAUCGUUCUUCGCGGAACACCAUAAGAACGGAAUACAUGGAGGAGAACUCAGCCCUGUCUUCCCGGGGACUAGCGGUGAUGGUCGAACAAGUAUCUAUGUUCAUGACUACAGAUAACACGGUCAUAUCAUUCUUUGAGCAGUCUGCUGAUGACGUCGAGAAGCCUAUUCUCGCCAGGUUAGCGACCCCAGCUACUGUUAUACGACAGUCAUGCAAUGCAUCGAUGGUCAUCCAGGCUAUCCUCGAUGCGAUAAUCGAUAUGGCUAUGCCUGUAACUUCAUGUUACGCAGACGUAUUGGGUGACUUGGAGCUAGACGUCCUUAAUAAACCAAGAGCUAAGGAUACGCAAAAACUGUACAUCAUUGUGACAGAGAUCAACAAGAUGUUCAGCCUUUUGAAUCCCAUCCAAACCCUGGUUAAAGCGCUUCGGGAUAGAGCGAAGCUAACGCGGAAAGCCACGUCAAACGAAACUCAAACCCCACCAAAUGGCAUCACCAUUGCGUCCGAAACUUAUCCGUACCUGAGCGAUGUGUACGAUCAUUGUAUCCUAGUCACUGGGGAUCUAGCGUCGCUGAAACAAUCAGCUGAGAAUAUGGUACAAUUGAUAUUCAACGCUGUCCUGGCCAAACAGAGUGGCAUCAUGACAAGUCUCUCGAUUAUGAGUGCCAUCGUUUUACCAUUGAUGCUCAUGACCAGUUAUUUUGGCCAGAACUUCGAAGACUUCCCAUCAGUCAAGGAACAUAGUGUGGGAUACUUGUGA
This is a messenger RNA of Annulohypoxylon maeteangense, 1605 nucleotides long. RefSeq lists its product as uncharacterized. NCBI's taxonomy places the organism in Eukaryota, Fungi, Ascomycota, Sordariomycetes, Xylariales, Hypoxylaceae. Gene Ontology annotation, molecular function: cobalt ion transmembrane transporter activity; cobalt ion binding; magnesium ion binding. The transcript is spliced from 3 exons. Gene Ontology annotation, biological process: transmembrane transport; metal ion transport. Bases 1 to 1605 code for a protein of 534 amino acids. Gene Ontology annotation, cellular component: membrane. The record is from RefSeq and is a predicted model, not a curated record.